AGACAAAUGGCUCCUGGCUGCUGGAGUUCUGCUUUGCGUCGAUUUGGGGAUUUUAACGGUCGCGGAGCAAGUCGACCUGCGUUGUCGGCGCGCGGGAGUGCUGCCCAGUUUCUCCAGAGUGUGUGACUGACGAAGGGUGCUCUCAAGGCUUCGCUUUCUACGUGCUUGAUUUGGAGGACUUUUCGUUUUGGUUCAUCUGAGCUGCAGAAGUGCAGAUGCAAGGUGGUAUCUGCAAACCCACGCCAAAAGUGUGGUUAAAUUUGUCGACUUUUGUACGGGGAGGAUGCCUCUCAAAGUCGAGAACUCGUUCUCGAUUCACCGGGAUUAUCCGCCGAAGAAGUCUACCGAAAGAGCCGUCGAGGACGAUGGCGAUGACCUAAAUAUUCGCGUCUGAGAACUAGGUUUCCCUCGCUGUUCACACGAAGAGAAACAGUCACAGCAGCGGCAUUCCAUACAUGCUGCUAACUGUUUGUCAAAAACCCAUAAGUUAUUCCUCCAAUGGACACAAGGACGUUGCCUUUUUACCAAAAAAAGAAAUAGAGUUCUUCGCAACAGGCAUCCAGAACGAGUCGUAAAACUCUCUCAUGGGUGGUUCUGUACGCCACGUUUCCCGCGGGUCCACAUCUACACUGCAGCCAGAACCUCAAGACCCGUACGAAGAAUCCUGUGCUCAGCAUUCCCCGACUCAGACAUUAGCUUGUACUUGCAGUAGAGUGCGUAACGAGAGGAGAGAAAUACAUGCGCAAAGUUUCAGCAAACAGAACCCCGUGCUGACAGAACUGCUUUCCUCCGUUAGUCUCUAUACCCGAAAUGGUCGGACCCCGUCCGGUUUCCCCUCCUGUUCCACCGGCUGCCCGCGCGUACGAGAAGGCGUUGUGAAGCAAGAGGAAACCACUACUCAGAUUGGGGAGGAUUGGACCAUCGUCCUGGGAGGAGUUCUAUCUGCGACGGGCAUGUUAGCAGAAGCAUGAUUUAUGAGUGGUACCGACUACGAAAAGACCGGUAUCUUGUCGGUGUUUGCUGCGUCGGAAUCUGGCAGACAUGCCAUUUUCUGCUCCCUCUCUUCCACCCUUACUGCGAGAAAUACCGGAAAGCAGUCCCGCCCACUUUUCUUUCCGUUUCUUGACCCUCCCAGUGACCAGCAAGGCGAGUUCAGAUUUCGAUCGCAUGCACGCCUGCGACGCAGCUCGUCUAGCGCCUGUCAGCAUCUGCCGUCUUUUUUCUUCGCUUCUCCCUCUUCAAACCGCGAGAGAGAAACGGCAUAUGCCACAAUUGUGGGUUUCGCUGCAAAGAUGUCUCUCGACAGGCACUUGCUUUUUCGGCCGAGGCCUUUCUGUGCACACUUGGAUAGCUACCGUCCGGGAGCUUGCUGAGAAUCGAGUGAGACUGGGGCAGCUUGGAAAGCGAGCCUCUCCAGUGUUGGCUUGCGUGCUUUCCCCCUUUUUUCUUUUCUUCUGUAAUUCAUUUCGCCUUUUCUGGAAAAUGACGACGGCAGGACGAGCACUGUUUAGGCGUAGUUCUCUGGUGUGAAACACGGCGCCGUCGACCCUCCCAUUCUGUUCGUCGGGUGCAAGUGGCGGUGUGCUUCUGCGUGGCCACUGGUUCCUCUUGACUUCUUUCUGGAAACUUUUUUCAGAUGGAGAGUUCUCGAAUUAAGUGACGGGCGCGGCCCGAAUUCCGUUGUUUUCGAGAUCUGGGGAACAGAGUUGAAUUUCUUCCGUUUUCCAACGUCCAGUUUGUCUGUCUCGAGACCCAGCCCAAGAAGUCAUCCUUUGUAAAAGAGGUCUCUCAAACGUCGGUAACAAGCCAGCACUUUCCGCAAAAAAAGCGUUCCUCUCUACACGGAGAAAAAGGUUCUAAGGGAAAGCUCUGCCUUUUUUCCAGAUUUCAGAAUCUUUUUCCGGUCGUGACCGUUUCUUGCGGCGGAUCUGGGACGAGGAACCCAAAUGCGCUAACUCUUUUGUCUUUCCCGACACAGACUCCUCUCUUUAGCUUUUCAUGGUGUCUCUGUCCUAGCGGAAACCGCUUGCAUUUUUGAAAACUCUUCCUUCGACUGUCACGGCGCUAUUUGUCUCGGCACCAGGCCUUUGUUUCCUCUCAGCCUUUUGGAGGACCGUUCGACGUCCCUUGCCACAGAUCUCUCUGUCUCGUUUUCUCCUCUGCAGUGGUAGAAAGGGAAUGUUCUCCUCCAUCUUUGCCCAUGCAAACCUUGCUGUUGCUACUUCCAAACCCCAUUGGGUCUGCGUGUCUCUCCGCGUAUUCUUCACCAGAGCGGCGUCCUUUCCCCCCGGUGUGAAACACUGGCGGCUGAGCCGGCCGCCAUCUAUGUUUCUCCUUUCAGUUCCAGAAACGGAACCGCUGGUCUCUUCAGCGAGGACGCGCCUCUCCGUCGCUAUGCUCGCCCGACUCCUUUCUCUGCACACUUGCCAAAGAAAAGAUGGAUUCUGCGUCGACUUCCAUGUCUCGCGUCCAUCCUUCUGGGGUGUACAGACGGCCACUGCUUCCUUCUGGCGGUCCUCGUUCAACCUCUGAGAGAGACGAACGCGUGGACUUGUCAGGAUGUCCCAGACAUGUAGAAAGAGGUACUUGCUUGUCCCUCCCUCCGUCUUUCUCUGCAGCCGCUCUGGACGCUUGUCUGGACUCCCGCUGCCAAGUUCUUUCGACUGCAGCAAGCGGUGGCUGCAUGCAGAGCGCAACGGAACAUCUCCGCGUUUCAACUCGGCCGUGUGUUGCCUCGACACACGCAAACAGUGGAACUUUCGCAGCAGUGCGCAGCCGGGUCAAACGAGGACAGGCACUCUCGCUCUUUCUGCUCUUCUCUUCUUGCCCUCUCCUUCUUCUUCUCCUCUUGCACCAGUUUUUUAUUUCCAGUCUUCAUACAGAAACCGUUCUCGGUUCUCCGCUGCUCCCAGCACUUGCAGUCGAAGUGUCUUCGCCGGAGGCUCUGAAGACGACAUUUGAAGCGCGAGAGGCUGAUUCACACCGAGGAUCCAGAGAUGGCGAGAAGGUUUCAGGAAGCAGAGACAUCCGUUUCGAAGAACAAGAAAUUCGUUCCAGAGACGGCAAAGAAACAAGUUUUCCGUCCCCGCAUGGCGAUCAGCCGAGCGGUGCCGGCGCGUGGACAGCUGAGGGCCGCCGCAAGAAAAGAUCCUUUUACCGAGACCACAUCGAACGCGGGACUUCGCAUCCGGCGUUUUCGUUCUUCUCGGAUCCGACCUCUCGCUUUGUGCUGGACCCCCACCUGCCGGCUUCGCAUGCGUCCACGUGUGAGCGCGGGGCUUCUUGUUCUCCCGUCGACGCGAUUCAGCCGGUCUUCGUGUCGCCUUCUCACUCCGGAAAUGAGUCCGAAAAAGCCGAACGCGCGCGCUUGGAACAGUCGACGCCCGCGAAACUCUGGCGCCCACCAAAGGUCUUCGCAGAGUCGUUCGCCUCCGACAGACGACAAACCGACACCGGCCUCGUCUCGCUGCACGGAGACGUCGCCUUUCGGUCCCCAGGCUUCACAGUGUCCAUCAAGAGACAAGCGCAAAAAGAAUGGGAACGAGAACAGUUGAGGGAGAAGCUUCUCGCCGAGGGCGGCGAUCUAAGCAUGCUCGAAGUUCAGGAGGACAACGACUCGGGUGAAAUCUACUUAUAUUCUUCAAUGCAACUGGCUCUCGACCGUCAAUGCGUUUCGCAAGCGGAGGCGAUGAAGACUGAUUGGAGUUACGUGAGGUUGCAUGCCUCGAACUUCUACUGUUUCUCGAAAGACGACCUCAACUUUGAAACGACCGGACAGCACUGCGUAGACAGCUGCAGCCAGACAGUGGCAUGCGCGGGCGUCCCGACGACUCGAGCCAUCAGGAAUAUAACAGACACGGCGAAACUUCCGGACAACAUCUUAGGGAGAAACUGGCCCCUCAAACACUGCGUUACCUCCCGUCUCCAGGAUGCGUUGAAUGAAAUCUGUGGGAGCCCCGAGAGCAUCUACAGGGUCGUCAACGACGUCGCUGGAUGCGUGCCUGUCGAAAGUAUCGACUGGACCGAGGCCUCGCCUGUCUGCGUAGACGACUGUAACAAAGUGGUGAAUUGCUACGGCCAAGUCACAAACGCUGAUCAGAUGGUUCCGUUCACCAGCGACCAAAGGGCGAUGCUGGAAACGAGAAAGAAAUCUACCUGCCUUUGUGAUGAAACGCUCGAGCAAGGCAAGCUGUACCGCGGCUGUCAAACACGUACCCGGACAGGAAGAGAGUGCCAGAGGUGGGACGUGGACUCCCCUCAUGAGCAUUUUGAACUUCGAGAGGCACACAACUACUGCAGAAACGUCAACGCGGAAGCAGAGAUCUGGUGCUACACCACAGAUCCGCAUGUCCGAUUCGACUUUUGCGAUCCGCUUGGCGUCUCCGAGCGCUUCGUGCAGCCUGGGGAGACAGUUGACAUUGUCAUCAGCGGAGUGGAUUUGUCUCCGCACUAUUCGCUGCGAAUUUACAAAGGCUCGGAGACGAACGUCUGCGGAGCCAACAACGGGCAGAGAGCACCUGCUGCUUUCAAAGACUGGGGAGUGGAGAGACACUUCCUGCCAAAGUACUCUGUCACAGAUGGGACAAUCUCCUUGCUGACAUGGCCAGACUUGGGCAUCGAGCCAACUGCAACAGGAAAGAUCGCUCUCUGCGCCUGUAAUUUCUUCGGAUUCCUCGCCUCCAACUGGAACGGCGCCACCCCGUGCUCCCAGGACAGCCAUUUCAAUGUUCAACUCGGAGUUCUACAUGUCAUCGGACCUGUGCAUGCAAGCGGCGGAGAGGUGCAGAUGAUCUCUGGAGUGCCGCACGAGUUCACUGUGAGGGGAGCGGGACUGAGAACUGUCGACACUCUGGUGGCUGUGGGAGACAGAACGGGCGUGAUGUGUACCUCGCCGAACUUCUUUCAGAUGCAGCUGGAGCUUCUGAGGGGCGUCGGAGACGGGGCAUUCGCCGUGUUCACCAAGGGCAUUGCGACGGGAGAAAAUCAGUAUGUGAAAACAGGUUUCAAGUCCGUCACCUCAGACGGCCUCCUGGCGACGACAGGCGACCUGACUCUCCUCGCGACCGGGCACUACUGUCUUUGCUGGCAAGGGACGAAUAACGGCCAAAGAGCCUAUGGUCUGGUCGACAAGCUCGUUGUCACAGGAGUCGAUUUGAGUUUGACGUACCGGUCGGUGUACAGCCCCUCAGCAGGCUCAGCCAGCCAGAAACUUUUCUCGACUUUCAUUCACACUUACCGACUCAGUAAAGACUUUGCAGACGACGCACUCACGGUGCGCACGGCGACGAAGACCCCCUGCGAAGGGACGGUUGUUGCGCAGUCGCGGAAAAUCGAGAAAGAGUAUCGGUCCACGACUCAAAUGGCGACGGAGAAGCUUCUCUACAAAGCCAAGUACAUGAGUGUGAAAAAUCUUCCAGAGUCGAGCACGACGUACUCGGAGAUGCUUCAUGUCUGUCUGAAGUCCCCCAAUGGAGAGGUGCUGCAGUUCUUGGGGGAGUCGAGUAUCUCUGAGUACUACUCGUAUCCGUUUCAUGACUUUGUGUUGCCGGAGACUCUGCAUGUACGGACACCAAGCAGCGUGUACUCGUACACCGUGAGCGAGUUUUCGAAUCUUGGGCUGCACUGGGGCACAGUGGAGCGCGACGGCGAGGUUGUGAUUGGGAACUUUUUGGACUUUUUCACUGCGAAUCCCUUCUCGAAAGUGCUCCACUUUUGGCUGUCGCAUUCGGGCAACGUGAUUACUGCCUGGGCGUUCUCGGCGUCGGAUCCGUCGCCGACGCUGAUGGCGACUUUCAAGUCCGAUUUUCCGGUCGGCAUGGCUCUCCACACAACUGCGAACUUUGUUCACCUUUACCUCCUCAAGGGACAGACUCCCGCGACGCUGUUUGUGAUGGAUGUGACCGUGCCAAGCACGGGGCUUUCGCCCGAGGCGCUCAUCCAUGCUCUCGACCCCGGGCAGGCAGGUCUGGUCGAGCCGUCGAACAUCGUGCUCAUCUACGAAGGCGAAGAAGACGAAUCAGAUCCCGUCGUUGUCCUCGUCGAUUCGGGGACAGGGUACAUCCACCUGUUCGACCAUGAUCUGCAAGAAGUGGGGAAGUCGAAUGGACAAGAGGCGCUUGCCCAGCCGCUCGUGAAACCCACAGAUCUGCACUGCCUUCGGAAGACAGAAGGAUCGGGGACUGUCUCCUCCGUCUGGGAUUGCUUCGCCACCGACGUCGGACUCCCCAGAGUCAUCUACUUCUCCAUUGACGCCUCCACGAAAGAGUUCAGAUUCCUCUCCACGUACAGCGGCGAAGGAACAAAGGACGGAGUCAACACAAACCUGCGGGGACCGAUUUCUGUCGUCGCGCACUACUUCAGCGGAAAAACACUCAUCUACGUCGCAGAGGCAGCGAGUGCGUACCCGUUGCUGCUGACGAAGGUGGACGAGGAAGAAACGCUCCACUACUACGCGUACUUGUCUCAGAAUUCGGUCGGUUCUUCGUCGACGGUGGGUCGACUGUCUCUUCUGCACUUCUCGGAUGACAACUCUUCUCUCGAACAUGUAUCGCUCGCCACGUUUCGGGACGCCUGGCGGGGCGCAGAGGUCCAAAUCGUUUCGCUCGACACCACGGCGACGGUCCCAAACUUCCGCUAUCACCCCCAUGAGUGGUACACCGUCGGCGACACACACAGUCUCGAGCCGAGCGUGAUCGGUCUCGGCACUCUGAAAGGAGUUCGGAAGUUCGCCUUAAGCAGCGAGAUAGCCAACGCAGCGUACGUCCACUCCAUCGCGUCAGUGGAUCCGAACACAGGCGUCGUGAAGCUCGAGUUGACACACAUCCAGCGGGCGUCUGUGGAGAUCCAAGUCAUCGCCCAGGGCAUGGUCAGCCAGAUGACGACGACCUUCAAGUUCAACGUUGCAUGCAAAGACGGCUACUACUACAGCCAGGGCAUGUGCGUCCGAUGUGCAGCAGGAACGUACAACUCCGUGAACUUGAUCAAAGCGGACCCCGCGAGCAGCUGGGCCAAGUGCAGAAAAUGCGGCGAAAACCACACCACUGUCGCUGAAGGUUCCAUCAGUGAAGACCAGUGCCAGUGCCAGCUCGGCUUCCACAUUCCAGACGAGUCUGAAGACGGCGCAAAGUGUGAACCUUGCCCCGCCGGCAUGUGGAAAGACACUGUGGCGAACACGGGGUGCAUAGGCAGCUGCCCAGCUCACUCGUCCACGACUGUUGUGGGCGCGAAGUCGGCGGAGGAGAGACGAUGUGAAUGCGAUGCAGGUUACUACUUCGUGGGGGAGAGCGUCCUGAACCAGGAGUGUGUGUUGGCGGAGAAGGGGUACUUUUCUGAGGGAGGUUUCGAGGCGGAGCGGGUGCCGUGUCCUCAACACUCGACGACGAAUCCGAAUGACGAUCCGUCAUUCGUCUCCCGGAAUCUCGAAGCGUGCGUCUGCGAGAAGGGGUACACGCCGGCUUCUCUGCAGAGUCUGGAAGAUUCGUCUUCUCCAGAGUGGAAGCUGAUGGAGUGGCUCAAGAUUCAUCCGAAACACACGCAGCUGGCAAAGUCCCAAGUCUGCGUUCCCUGCGGUCGCGGGUUCUACAAGGACUCCAUCGGCGCGCAUGCAUGCACUCCCUGUCCCCUGAACUCGUUCGCAGCGACUUCUGUUGCCACAUCGGCAGCGGAGUGUGAACUCUGUCAGCCGGGCUACUACCAAACGGGGAACUCCGAUGUGCCUUGCGGAGAAUGUCCAGAGGGUCAUUUCUGCGUCGGUUCCGAACCCACCGUCAGCAGUCUCUCUCAGUACGCAGGAGCCAAGAUCAUGUGCCCAGACAACACCGCGACCGUCCCUCCGAACGCGCAGAACGACCACCCCUACAAGUGCAUGUGCCAAGAAGGUUUCGAGUUCUCCAAAGUCGACAGCGUGACUCCGACAGUCAUUUGCCAGCCAGCGCGUGUAGGAGAUUACAAGGGCGUCGUCUCGAACACGCCUGGCCAAAGAUGUCCGUCCGGAAGUUCCACACAGUCGACAGGAAGCGUCUCUCUGGAAGACUGUAUCUGCACUCCGGGAUACUUCUUCAGCGAAGCCUCAGGAGAGUGCACGGAGUGUCCCGUUGGUUUCUACUGUCCUGGAGGACGCGACUCCCUGACGGCAUCGCACACGAUGCCUGUUCAGUGCCCAGCCGAGACGAACACGAGGGGAACGAUGAGUGCGACGUCUGCGGAGUGCGUCUGCGACAAGGGAUACUACAGAUUCAGUUCGCAAGUCAACUCAGGAGAUAUUGUGUGUCGACCGUGUCCAGCGAACAGCUUCAAGGACUGGGUCGGCAACGACGUCUGCAAAGCGUGUAGCGAGAACUCCGGGACAGAGCAGACGGGGGCGAACUCGGCGUCUCAGUGUCUUUGCUCGAGAGGGUUCUACUACGACAUCAGUCAGGCGGAGUGCGUUGCUUGCAGCAAUCCGCUGAAGUACUGUCCAGGGGGCGAAGUCGAGUGCGAAGAAGAGGAAGACAAUUGCGUCAAUGGAAAGAAACCUGCUGAGCCGCAGGCGUGCCCACCCCACACGCGAAUUACGGCCGGAUACGAUACUCCCUGGUCUCUCGAUGACUGCAAGUGCGAUCCAGGCUUUGCGUACGAGAGCGGGAGCGCAGCAGACGGCGAGAAGCGCUGCGAGCCGUGCUCUGCGGGUUCGUACAAGUCUUCUGUGCAAGACGGUCCCUGCAACGGUUUGUGUGGAACUUCGUCGACUUCGUUUCCAGGCGCGCAGACGCAGUCUCAGUGCUUCUGCGAGGAAGGAACGUACUUCGCAGCCGACGCCUGUCACACUUGUCCCAUAGGGGCAUUUUGCGGAGGCGGCUUGCUCGAGGAAGCAGAGGCGAAGCUGCGAGAAGACUCGAGUUUCACAGGCAUCACGUCUGCAGACCACGUGAAGCCGUUUGCGGAGGCGGGGUACUUCCUGAACAAGCUGAAGGAGGAGUUGGAGUCUCCAAACGACUGGCAGUUCACUGAAUGCCCGAUUCAGAACGCGUGCCUCUCCCAUGGUGUUUGCUCCGAGACGAUGACGGAGUACCUUUGCAGCGAGUGCAGACGCGGAUACACCAACACAUUCUCCAAGGGCGAGAUUUGCACCUCGUGUCCGUCCAUGGUGUGGAACAUUGUGUGCUUGAUGGGGUACUACUUGGCGACGCUUCUGUUCAACAUCGUGAUGACUUAUAUGAACGUGGCUGCGGGUUUCAAUCGCCGAUCGAUUCACUCCAUUGUGAUUAAAAUCGCGUCCAACUACCUCACUGGAAUCUCCGUUCUGUCGGUCAUCGACUUCAGCACGAUAGCCUUCCCCUCCUGGAUCACGGACCUGACGGCGACGGUGACGGAGACCGUGUCGGCUAAACACAGCACGCGCCUCAUGUCUGUCGACUGCCUGCUGAGGGACAACUUCGACUUGUCCUUUUCCGAGUCGUUCUUCUACACCAUGGUCUUCUACGCGUUGAUUCCUAUCGCGCUGCCGAUUGUCGCCACCAUCAUCAUGUCCAUCAUCGUGUACCGAGUCCGCGCGUGGUACCACAACUCGACUCAGAGGAAGCUCGAGCUGUUGAAGCAGACGAUGCAGUAUGGACUCUACGGCUUGGCGCAGCAGCUGAAAGAGAAAUACGAAGAAGAUCGAGUGUUCAUGAUUUUCAGGUACAUAGCGUUGCCGGGAGAGUCGAUCUUCAGACGCGCCGCCAAGUUCAUGGAAGACAUGAUUCCCAUAUACGUCACGGUGCUUUUCUUCGUCUACUCGUCGACGACGCGAAACAUGCUCUCGCUCCUCGACUGCACGUACAUCGACUUUGGUCGCGCCCACCAAGCCAAGUACUUUCUCCGCGCCGCCAUGUCUGUCGAGUGCACAGACAUUCUCAGCGGGCCGUAUUUCAAGUUCUUUGCUGUCGGAAUCACUGGCUUGCUUGUCUGGAGCAUCGGCAUUCCUCUUUCCUGCUUCCUCGUCCUCUACGUCAACCGCAAAACGCUAAACAGUCGCGAAACGAGGCUCAAAUACGGGUUUCUCCACAACGGAUUCGUCAAGAAAUACUGGUACUGGGAAAUGGUCGUCUUUGCAAGAAAAUUCCUCGUCAUCGUCGUUUCCAGUGUCGCCCUCAUUCCCUCUGCCGACAAGAACGGGUCGCGAGUCUGGCUAGCGGUCGUCAUCGCCGUCAUCUUCUUGAUUAUCCACUUAGUCACUCAGCCUUUCGACAAAAGGAGCUAUCUCACCCUCGAUAAACUGGAAAAUCACAGUAUGACCAUCUGGACCAUUACCCUCAUCGUCUUGGCAAUGAUGAUUGGGUCGGACUUCUCCGGGAGCGUGAACAUGGCACUGCUGUUGUUUGUGGCGGUGUUGUCGUGCAUGUUUAUCCUAGAGGUUGGGGUGUCUCUGAUGUUUGCGUACUUUGACAACGUUCGGACGCAGCAGACGUUUUUCCGGGUGCCGGUGAUUGGCUACGUAUUUCGUUUCUUCGCUCGUUUGUCGGAGAAGCGUCGCGCGCGGGAGCCGAUUGUCGUGUUUGACACAGAGAACGAAGUGAUUCAGUUGGUCGCCGCGAAGAGACAAACGUGGACGCUGUUUCGAGCGUUGCGGAAGAACAUCAACUUGGCGGAGCGGAACUACUUCAUCAAGGUCAUGUCGGAGAGUCUCGGCUUCGCCGUUGUGCAUAUGAAGCUGGACGUCAUCCCCGGAUCGUUUCUCGAAUUCGCGCUGCGGCUGGGUCUCGCGUUCCACCGCGUCGAGGAAGUUUCCCAGCAGAAUAAAAAGUCGCUGCAGGCGAUUGCAGAUGGAGAUUUGUCUCAACUCGCCGACUGGUCCAACAACGAGCAUAAACGAAAGGACUUGUCCGAGUCGGCCAAGACAUCGCAGAAGAAACUGGCAACAGAGCUCGACACGUUUUACACCGACGCGGAGGAGAAGUUCGCCGCCAAGGAUGAAACGCCUACGGCGGAAGAAAAAACGGAGGAGCAGGACGAACGCCUGCACGACUUGGAGGGCGAACUGGUGUCCGACACGGAACUCGAGCAAAUGAAGAAAACGAUGACUGAGGCAGAGGAAGCCGAAGAGGACGAGGACCGCGGCGACGAUGCCGCGUACCUGAGGAAUCUCCAGGACUUCACGAAUGACAUAACAGGCGAAGACGAAGAAACCAUGUAUCUGUUCGACCAAGACAUGAUGACUCGCGGUAUCGCGCUGUCGGAACUGUACCUCGCGCUGCUCAAGCUGCAGAUGCAGGACUCGAACACCAUCAACAGCCAGUUCGACGCCUUCCGGCUGAGGAAACAAAUCCAGGCUGACGAGUUCUCCGAGGCGUUGCAGAAGCGAAACCGGAAGCUGAAAGUCAUGCGGGAAGCCCUAGAAAGUUUGGUUCUCUCGUCGGGAACGAGUCUUGCAGAGCUCGGCAUGACGGAGGAGGCUUUCCAAAGCAAGCAGGCGGAACUCCAGAAGCUGAACGCGGAAAUAGAGAAACUCAAGACGCGUCUUCAAGAGCUGAAGGACAACCCCGACAGCUAUAGAGAAGGCGGGGACGUCGAGCGCGAGGAAGACUGGGUCGACGAAGACCGUGCGGCAGAGAUCGAAAAAAUACAGGAAGAAAACGCACGGAGAAAACUCGAAAAAGAGGAACGCGAAGAGGCCGACAGAGAAAUAUGCAUGACCGGAGAAGACAUGGAAAACGCAGGAUGGUUCGGCGAAGACGACACUGCUACAAUCGACGAUUCGUCGGACGCUCCUCUCCCGGAAGGUACCUUCCGACUGAUUGGCCAAGACGCUGAAACAUGGGACGAGUUUGGUUAUUCGAGUAGCAAAGGGAACUACGAGGCGGCUCCCGACGACGGUCUGUAAGCAGGAAUCGCCCGGAGAGUUUCACUUCCGAAAGUUCCACGUUCGCGUCCGUCGCCUGGAGGUGGCCCGUGCAAAGACAGCGUCUUCAUCGAGAUCUUGCUCGAACUUUAAAGCUACGCGUUGUACUGUUUGCAACGAAAGCUUUGUUGUGAAACUCGAGUGACUCAAGACAAAGGAUCCAUGGCACAACAAGGAAUAGCGCUUUUUUCAAGCACUUCUUUGUUCUUUGCUUGCCCUGCUACACACGCGUAGUGUCGUGGUGCUUUACACUCGAAAACAGAUACGAAGAGGGCAGGAACCGCUUGUCGCUAGCGUUGUAGCAGUCCUUUGUUCACAGCUUGUACGAUAGGAGAAUCCAACAAAAAAUAUUGGAAGGUUUUUACGGAUAGGAUGUCGUGCCACGGAGACGUUUAUCUUUCUUAGAUAAAUAUUUCCCAGUUACGUGGACGAGAGGUUCACUGCAGUCUCGCUUCAAAUCAACGAGAAUUCAUAAAUUUUUCCAAGAGGUGUUUUUGUCGCCGAGGUGAGUCCUCGCUGCGCAGAGACGUUCUCAAUGCUCUUGACUUCAGAGACAUACGAAUUUUCUGUCUCCCCGUUUGGAUGUAUGCGGCCGUUGUGCUCGUUUUAAACUACUAGAUCAACCGUACCUCACCGGGUUGUGGUUGAAGGGUGCUUUUUAAGGCUUUCAAGGGAGUUCGACAGCGGCGGCUCUCAUCUGUAUUUGACGGGCAUCGUAAUGACCAUUUUUCUGUUUAGAUUCAUGCUGCUCCGUGGCAAACGUUUCUCUUUCAACCUCUGCCACGCGCUGAACUGUAGAGAUAUACCCUCCGCCCACGCGUGUCUAGAGGGGUCUUCUCUUUAUCAGAACACAGCCGGAAGGACACCUUUGAAGCGACCCCCGUAAAGCUGUUCUGCGCCC
Molecule: messenger RNA, 12758 nt
Organism: Toxoplasma gondii ME49
Lineage: Eukaryota; Apicomplexa; Conoidasida; Eucoccidiorida; Sarcocystidae
Product: kringle domain-containing protein
Exons: 19
Coding region: 2438-11839 (3133 amino acids)
Source: RefSeq, a predicted model, not a curated record